Molecule: messenger RNA, 2826 nt
Organism: Fraxinus pennsylvanica
Lineage: Eukaryota; Viridiplantae; Streptophyta; Magnoliopsida; Lamiales; Oleaceae
Source: the annotation of a GenBank genome assembly
AUGAUUUUUGGGCUUUUUGGAUGGCUUAUAAUUGAUUUGAAGAAGUGGGUUUUGCUUAAUUUAAAAGAUGUACUUUUCUUUUCCCGAGUGCAUGCAAUUUCGGCUUUCAUAGUAUUGAGCAAUUGUAAAUAUGGAUCCAAAGGAAGACAGUUCCACAUUCGGAUCGGUAUAUCAAAUAGUACCUUAUCGAGUUAUGGAAUUAGCCUUGAAAAUGAUUGCUCUGGACAUAGUAAGUCAAAAACGAUCGCGAAAUUGCUUGAAACUUCAGCUGUCCCGACUUCCUUUUCUUCUAAUAGACUGAGGAGUUGUGACGUGUACAUAGGUUAUCAUGGACAGAAACCUUCAUUGCUUAGGUUUAUUAAUUGGCUCCGAGCAGAGUUAGAAAUUCAAGGAUUGAGCUGUUUUGUAACAGACAGAGCUAGAUGUCGGAAUUCUCAUAAACAUAUUAUUGCUAAUAUGGCUAUGGAUGGUUGUACUUUUGGGGGUGUUAUCUUGACAAGAAAGUCAUUCAGAAAUGCUUUCACUAUUGAAGAGAUCCAAUUCUUCUCGAGCAAGAAAAAAUUUGUUCCGAUAUACUUUGAUUUGGGUCCAGAUGAUUGCCUUGUUAGAGAUAUAAUCGAGAAAAGAGGGGAGUUAUGGGAAAAACACGGUGGUGAACUCUGGCUACUUUAUGGAGGGCUUGAUACGGAAUGGAAAGAUGCUUUGAGUGCCCUUUCUGGUGUUGACGAAUGGAAGCUAGUGGCUAAUGACGGUAAAUGGAGGGAUUGCAUAUUAAGAGCCGUCACUCUUUUAGCAUCGAGAUUGGGAAGGAGAAAUAUUGUAGAUAGACUAACGAAGUGGAGAGAGAAGGCAGAGAAAGAGGAGUUUCCAUUCCCACGAAAUGAGAAUUUUAUCGGUAGAAAUAAGGAGUUAUCUGAGCUGGAGUUCAUGCUUUUUGGUGAUGUAAGUGGAGAUGCAGAGCAAGACUACUUUGAACUCAAGGCCAAACCCCGACAAAAGAGCUUAACUAUUGGUUCGGGCAGGAGUAAUUCAGUGGACGAUACACAAAGGGAUCAAGAAAGAGAGAGGAGCAAGAGAAAGGGGAAACAACCAGUUGAGUGGAGAGAAUCAGAAAAGGAAAUUGAAAUACAAAGCACUGAAUUUUUUAAACCACGAAAGCGCACACCGAAUGUGAAAAAUAUCGGAAAGCAUAGGAGGAGGAGAUUGAUGAAAGUUGUCUGUGGAAAAGGAAUUGCUUGCGUUUCAGGAGAGUCGGGCAUUGGGAAGACAGAGCUGAUUCUCGAGUUUGCAUACAGAUUCUAUCAGAGGUAUAAAAUGGUCCUGUGGAUAGGAGGCGAAAACAGAUACUUCAGGCAGAAUUAUUUAAAUUUAUGGCCCUUCUUAGAAGUCGAUGUAGGAGUGGAAAAUUACAGAGAGAAAAGUCAGACAAACAGCUUCGAGGAUCAAGAGGAGGCAGCUUUAGCUAGAGUCCGAAAAGAGCUCAUGCGAAACAUUCCAUUUCUGGUGGUAAUUGAUAAUUUGGAGAGUGAAAAGGACUGGUGGGAUGGCAAACUUGUAAUGGAUCUACUCCCCCGUUUUGGCGGGGAAACGCAUGUCAUAAUCUCCACGCGUGUCUCUCGAGUAAUGAAUCUAGAGCCAUUGAGACUCUCUUACCUAUCUGGGGUUGAGGCGAUGUCUUUAAUGCAGGGAAGUGCCAAGGAUCUCUCGAUUGCAGAAAUUGAUGUUUUACGGGUUAUUGAGGAAAAACUCGGGAGGUUAACUCUAGGUCUUGCUAUUGUUGGAGCAAUUUUGUCCGAACUUCCUAUAACUCCAAGUAGGCUUUUGGAUACCAUAAACCGGAUGCCUUCAAGGGAUAUGACAUGGAGUGGUCGGGAAAAUAAAUUGUUGAGGCGGAAAACUUCCCUUUUGCAGCUUUUUGAGGUAUGUGUUUCGAUAUUUGAUCAUGCAGAUAAUGGAUCAAGGAGUUUGGCGACUCGAAUGGUUUUGGCAAGUGGUUGGUUCGCGCCAGCACAAAUUCCGGUACCCAUUCUAGCUCUAGCUGCUCGUAAAAUACCAGAAAAGCAGCCACACCAACGUUUAUGGAAAAAGAUUUUGUGUUCGUUAACCUGCAUCUUCACAUCAUCAUAUGCUCGGAGAUCACAAGCCGAAGCAUCUUACUUAUUGUUACGAUUCAAUAUCGCAAGAAGUUGUACUAAGGAAGGUUACAUUCAGUUCAACGAGCUCAUCAGGCUUUAUGCUCGAAAGAGAGGAAUCGCCGGAGUUGCACAAGCCAUGGUAGAAGCUAUCAUUAGCCGAGGGUCGAUAAACCACCACUCCGACCACAUAUGGGCCGCAUGUUUCCUUCUCCUCGGAUUUGGCAGAGACUCUAAAGCCGUCAAGGUUAAGGUGUCUCAAUUACUAUUUCUUGUGAAAGCAGUAAUUUUGCCCCUCGCCAUGCGGACAUUCAACAACUUCUCGCGUUGUUCUACUGCAUUAGAACUUCUCCGGCUCUGUACAGAUGAACUUGAAACUGCAGAUCAGGCGUUUCUCACCCCGGUCGAGAACUGGUUCGACAGAUCCCUUUGCUGGAAACAGAUUCAAACUCAAGCUCAGUUGACCCCUUGUCUUUGGCAGGAUCUUGCAUUAGCUAGGGCUACUGUUCUUGAAACUAGGGCUAAACUUAUGAUUGGAGGAGGGAAAUUUGAUAUAGGAGAUGAUUUAAUUAGGAAGGCAAUUUUUAUAAGAACUUCAAUAUGUGGUGACAAUCACCCAGAAACCAUUUCUGCUCAAGAAACUCUUAACAAAAUCACAAAGCUUCUUGCUGGUGAUGUUCAAACUCAGUUUUGA